AUGGCAUAUGUGCAAAGGAAUCGGUUUGAAGACAUACUUCAGAUGGUCAGACCAGAUUUGAGUAAUGAGUUGGAAAUUGUCAGGCCUAAUGUACCGCAGCAAAAUAAUUUGAGAGACUGUGGUGUGCCUAUGCUCAUAUGGCUUGGGAAAUGGGAGCUUCACGUUCCCCUUCAAUACACCAAGGAUUCAACCUUUGAGUUUGAGAGAAAGCGAAACAGACCUGAAAGAUAUGAUCGGAAUCUUGUGGAAGAUGUUCUCAAGGCUAUUCCAAAGAUUGACAAGAUCAGAGUUAGCAGGGAGGAGAGACACCACAAGAAUAGAAUGAAAGGCUACAAGGCUAAGCUCCUCAAGGAGGCUGCAAGGGAGUUGGAGCAGGGCAUCAAUUUGGUCAAAGCUCCAUCUGUGCUUCAACAGGAUCCAUCUCUCACUUUGCCAAAGAUCAAAGUUCGAGUUUCACAACAGCAAGCUGAGGAAAACCGUCCGAUGGAAGAGUGAUUGUGGCAUUACUGAU
Molecule: messenger RNA, 511 nt
Organism: Neltuma alba
Lineage: Eukaryota; Viridiplantae; Streptophyta; Magnoliopsida; Fabales; Fabaceae
Product: probable ribosome biogenesis protein RLP24
Exons: 4
Coding region: 1-495 (164 amino acids)
Biological process (GO): ribosomal large subunit biogenesis
Cellular component (GO): nucleolus
Molecular function (GO): structural constituent of ribosome
Source: RefSeq, a predicted model, not a curated record